CAUGGUCAACAUCUGCUGAAGCAAGUAGAACAGAGCAGAGGAGCCUCGAGGGAACCAAAAGAAGCCAAUCAUUUGAAGGUGGUUGAAAAACGUGCUCUACUGGAUUCCAAAGUUCCUGAAAAAAUGAAACACAGUCAGUCCAUCCUUGAGGAUGCACAACUUCCAUUGGAGCAGAAAAAACGAAAAAUCCAGAGGAACCUUCGGACACUGGAACAGGCUGGCCUGGUCUCGUCGACAAAUAAAUACCAGGAAUUAAUCAAUGAUAUUGCAAAGGAUAUCCGGAACCAACGACGGUAUCGCCAGCGUCGCAAGGCUGAACUUGUGAAAUUGCAACAGACAUUGGGUGCACUUAAUUCAAAGGCCAAGUUUUAUGAAGAACAGAAUAACUAUUACAACACAUAUAUUAAAACCUGCCUGGACAACUUAACAAGAAAGAAUGCCAGAAGAUCAAUAAAAUUAGAUGGAAAAGGGGAAGAAAAGGGUAACAGAAAAAUGAAACAAUCAACUUUACGCUACACAGCAGCUCGCCUGUAUGAGAAGGGUGUCAUUCUGGAAAUUGAAGGACUUCAAUCCAACCA
Messenger RNA from Rhincodon typus (whale shark), 578 nucleotides. RefSeq names its product ras GTPase-activating-like protein IQGAP2. Gene Ontology annotation, biological process: regulation of actin cytoskeleton organization. The record is from RefSeq and is a predicted model, not a curated record. Gene Ontology annotation, molecular function: actin filament binding; calmodulin binding; GTPase activator activity. Lineage: Eukaryota; Metazoa; Chordata; Chondrichthyes; Orectolobiformes; Rhincodontidae. The transcript is spliced from 4 exons. Gene Ontology annotation, cellular component: cytoplasm. The annotation marks the transcript as partial.